Messenger RNA from Dictyostelium purpureum, 1410 nucleotides. RefSeq lists its product as uncharacterized. Lineage: Eukaryota; Evosea; Eumycetozoa; Dictyosteliales; Dictyosteliaceae. The annotation marks the transcript as partial. The record is from RefSeq and is a predicted model, not a curated record. The transcript has 2 exons.
AUGAGGUUAACUCCAACAACUUUAUCAAAUACAAUUACAACACUCAGAUUCUGUCAUGAUUUUAACCAAGUAAUUACACCCGGCGCAUUACCAAAUAGUCUCACAACACUCAUAUUCGGUAAUAGUUUUAACCAGAUAGUUCCACUCGGCACAUUACCAAAUAAUCUCACAACACUCACAUUCGGUGAUAGUUUUAACCAAGUAAUUCCACCUGGCACAUUACCAAAUAGUCUCACAACACUCACAUUCGGUCGUCAUUUUAACCAGAUAGUUCCACCCGACACUUUACCAAAUAGUCUCACAACACUCAGACUCUGUCAUGAUUUUAACCAAGUAGUUCCACCCGGCACAUUACCAAAUAGUCUCACAACACUCACAUUCGGUACUCGUUUUAACCAGACAGUUCCACCCGGUUCAUUACCAAAUAGUAUCACAACACUCACAUUCGGUGAUGAUUUUAACCAAGUAAUUCCACCUGGUGCAUUACCAAAUAGUCUCACAACACUCAUAUUCGGUCGUCAUUUUAACCAAGUAGUUCUACCCGGCACAUUGCCAAAUAGUCUCGCAACACUCACAUUCGGUUAUAGUUUUAACAAAGUAAUUACACCCGGCACAUUACCAAAUAUUCUCACAACACUCACAUUCGGUUAUAGUUUUAACCAAGUAAUUACACUCGGCACAUUACCAAAUAGCCUCACAACACUCACAUUCGGUAAUCGUUUUAAGCAAGUAAUUAAACCCGGCACAUUACCAAAUAGUCUCACAACACUCACAUUCGAUUAUAAUUUUAAACAAGUAGUUCUACCCGGCUCAUUACCAAAUAGCCUCACAACACUCACAUUUGGUGGUCAUUUUAACCAGACAAUUCCACCCCGCACAUUACCAAAUAGUCUCACAACACUCACAUUCGGUUAUAGUUUUAACCAAGUAAUUACACCCGGCACAUUACCAAAUAAUCUCACAACACUCACAUUCGGUGAUAGUUUUAACCAAACAGUUCCACUAGGCACAUUACCAAAUAGUAUCACAACACUAACAUUCGGUGAUGAUUUUAAGCAAGUAAUCACACCCGGCUUAUUACCAAAUAGUCUCACAACACUCAUAUUCGGUCGUCAUUUUAACCAAAUAGUUCUACCCGGCACAUUGCCAAAUAGUCUCACAACACUCACAUUCGGUUAUAGUUUUAACAAAGUAAUUACACCCCACACAUUACCAAAUAAUCUCACAACACUCACAUUGGAUAAUCGUUUUAAUCAAGUAGUUCUACCUGACACAUUACCAAAUAGUCUCACAACACUCACAUUCGGUGAUAAUUUUAACCAAGUAAUUACACCCGGCACAUUACCAAAUAGUCUCACAACACUCACAUUCGGUUAUAGUUUUAACCAAGUAAUUACACUCGGAACAUUA